Molecule: messenger RNA, 162 nt
Organism: Sphenostylis stenocarpa
Lineage: Eukaryota; Viridiplantae; Streptophyta; Magnoliopsida; Fabales; Fabaceae
Source: the annotation of a GenBank genome assembly
AUGGAUGGAUACGCGAAAUCGGGAGAAGAAAUUAAACGGCAAAGAAACAAUGGGAUGGGUUUGCGAAUUUAUUUUGCAGAAGAACGAGAUUGUGAUAACCCCUCCUACAGCGAAAUGGCCAGAGGAGAGGCUGCGGAAGCUGCUGCUUCUUCUUUAUCCUAA